This is a messenger RNA of Callorhinchus milii (elephant shark), 452 nucleotides long. It is a transcript of the gene rpl37a, whose product is annotated as ribosomal protein L37a. Gene Ontology annotation, molecular function: structural constituent of ribosome. Bases 16 to 354 code for a protein of 112 amino acids. The record is from RefSeq and is a predicted model, not a curated record. Gene Ontology annotation, cellular component: ribosome. Gene Ontology annotation, biological process: translation. Lineage: Eukaryota; Metazoa; Chordata; Chondrichthyes; Chimaeriformes; Callorhinchidae. The transcript has 4 exons.
CCGGUGCGGGGCGCUAUGAUACUGCGCAUGCGCCGUCGCUCCCGCCCUCUUUUCGCUGGACCCCGGGAAGGCGAGAUGGCCAAACGCACCAAGAAGGUCGGGAUUGUCGGUAAAUACGGCACUCGGUAUGGUGCCUCGCUGAGGAAGAUGGUAAAGAAGAUUGAGAUCAGCCAACACUCAAAAUACACAUGUUCCUUCUGUGGCAAGACUAAGAUGAAGAGGAGGGCAGUGGGUAUCUGGCACUGCGGAUCCUGUAUGAAGACAGUGGCUGGCGGGGCCUGGUCAUGCCACACCACCUCAGCACUCACCGUCAAAUCUGCCAUCCGCCGUCUUCGGGAGCUGAAAGACCAGUAAACCCUGUCCUGUAAUGUCCUGUCACGUGGGAGAAGAUAAGCCUAUUGAACAUCAUUUUCUACAUCUGUGCGCUUGUCAAUAAAGGGUUAAGUUAUGUA